AUGCCCGACGCCGCGUCGACGCGCGCCGCGCCGACGGCGUCGACGGCGUCGUCGACGACGCUCGCGAUCGGGUUCGAGGGCAGCGCGAACAAGAUCUCCGUCGGCGUCGCGCGCGCGGACGGGACGAUCCUGGCGAACCCGCGGGAGACGUACGUGACGCCGCCGGGCACGGGAUUCCUGCCGCGAGAGACGGCGAAACACCACCGAGACGUCGUGGUCGAACUCGCGCGACGGGCGCUGGAGGAGGCGAAAGCGUCGAUGCGAGACGUGGACGCGGUGUGCUUCACGCGAGGGCCGGGGAUGGGGGCGCCGCUGACGACGGCGGCGGCGUGCGCGAGGACGCUGGCGCUGCUGUUCGAUAAACCGCUGGUGGGGGUGAAUCACUGCGUGGCACACAUCGAGAUGGGAAGGUUGGUCACGGGAGCGCGAGAUCCGGUGGUGCUGUACGCGUCGGGAGGGAACACGCAGGUCAUCGCGUACAACGAACGACGGUAUCGAAUCUUUGGCGAGACGAUCGACAUCGCGGUGGGGAACAUGCUCGAUAGGUUCGCGCGCGUGUGCGGGCUGAGCAACGACCCGGCGCCGGGGUAUAAUAUCGAACAAGAGGCGAAAAAGGGGACGAAAUUCAUCGAAGGACCGUACGGGGUGAAGGGAAUGGAUGUGAAUUUGAGCGGGAUUUUGACGUUUUACGAGACGUACGCCAAGGAGCACUUGGGCGCGGGCGAGGUCACGGUGGCGGAUUUGUGUAUGUCCAUGCAAGAGACGGUGUUUAGCAUGCUCGUCGAGAUCACCGAGCGCGCGAUGGCGCACACGAAUGCCAAGGAUGUCCUGAUCGUCGGCGGGGUCGGGUGCAACCUGCGCCUGCAGGAGAUGAUGGCCAUCAUGGCGAGCGAACGAGGAGGGAAGCUGUACGGCUUGGACGAAGACGGGCGAAUGGACGAUCGAUUUUGUAUCGAUAAUGGCGCCAUGAUCGCCUACACAGGUUUGUUACAGUACGAAAACGGCGAGACGACACCUUUGGAGAAGACGUGGUGCACGCAAAGGUUCCGCACGGAUGAAGUUUUAGUGACGUGGCGGUCCGAAGCCGUCAAGCGACCGGCGAGCUGCGAGCCGCCGACUGUGUGA
Ostreococcus lucimarinus CCE9901 is the source of this 1125-nucleotide messenger RNA. RefSeq lists its product with no specific name. The record is from RefSeq and is a predicted model, not a curated record. The transcript has a single exon. Bases 1 to 1125 code for a protein of 374 amino acids. NCBI's taxonomy places the organism in Eukaryota, Viridiplantae, Chlorophyta, Mamiellophyceae, Mamiellales, Bathycoccaceae. Gene Ontology annotation, biological process: tRNA threonylcarbamoyladenosine modification. Gene Ontology annotation, cellular component: EKC/KEOPS complex; cytoplasm.